Messenger RNA from Limulus polyphemus (Atlantic horseshoe crab), 5371 nucleotides. RefSeq names its product slit homolog 2 protein-like. NCBI's taxonomy places the organism in Eukaryota, Metazoa, Arthropoda, Merostomata, Xiphosura, Limulidae. The record is from RefSeq and is a predicted model, not a curated record. Gene Ontology annotation, molecular function: protein binding. The coding region runs from base 1105 to 3756 and encodes 883 amino acids. Gene Ontology annotation, cellular component: plasma membrane. The transcript is spliced from 2 exons.
CAUCAACUCCCUGAAUAUUUGAGAGCUGCAGAAAACUGGGUGGUUGAGAUAAAGCCUUCGAAGUAUAGAAGUUAUUUCGAGAUGUACCUAGUCAUUGAAAGAAGACUAUAAAACCUUUCCUUUAAAUAGUAAAAGGUGUAAUUCAUAACGCUUGCUUAGCUUAAUAUACUUUAAAUAUUUUCCUUAGAGUUUUGCGUAUGUGGCAUAGAAUAGAAAGCUACAAGUUAAAAGCUUUCCUUUUGUCACAACAUUGAUAAUACUAUGCUACCAUCUAUUCUGGAGAUUCAAAUUUCUUAAACAAGUUAACCUUCAGUUGUACAUCACAAAUGACGAAGAAGCAUUCCAGACCUAUAAAUUAAUAUAUUUGAGCUAUUAAAGAAGGAACAAAUACGAACUAAGGAAGAACACAAAAGGAAAAUGUUAAUGUGAACUAAUUUAUUUCUCUACUGAUUGAUCAAAUGGAUCAUAGCAAACAUUAAAGUUUGUCCGUUAGUAUAGAGAUUUUGAUGGUUUAGCAGUUCCCAGUCAUAACGUACAAAAUAUAUACAUGCUGAUAGUAUUCUAGAAAUUCAAAAUAGAGUUAACUUUCCAGGCGAGUUUUCCAAAUACAUAAUCCUGUUCAUUUCUGUCACAAGAAACACAUCGUACCUUACCAUUUAUACAACCGAUUCUUUGAUAGCAAAUGAGAUGCUUGAAAUAAUUAUGCCUUGACUUUAUUCCCAUUACAAGGCAGCAACUGUUAUAGAUUCAUGAAUAAUCGCUAACUUCCGAUAUCGAAGACUAACGAUAGGAAAUGCACUUUAGCUGGUUGCAUAGUAAAACUACGAAUAAUACGUUCAGUAAAGAAGAAAGAGCGAAUUAACCCCCCCCCCCCUUUUCAGCGGAAAUACUUUUUUGAGGAAACAACUGAGUUUGCAUUGGCGAAGAUGUGAUGGUUAUGUGACCCCGAUAAUAUGUUUGCUUUUAGAACUGUUCUAUUUGAAUAUUGUUGUUCUCUUACUUUCCAGCCAGUAGAAUGUAAGUAAUGAUAGGCAUGCAUAAUAGCAGCAUUUGCUUCGUUGUAUUUUGAAUGCAAAGUACAGUAAGUACUCAGAACAUUGAAACAUGGCUGUCUAUCUAAUUGUACAAGAAAGUAAAAAAACAUUGGUUGGAAUUGUGUUCUUUGUACUAGUUUAUCCCUUGGUUUUUGUAGCAUACUCUGAGCUUGAAUGCCCAAAUUCUUGUUUUUGCGAUGAUAACGGGCAUUUUAUAAGCUGUAUUGGAGAUGGGUUAUGGCACAUGCCUCGUAACGUACCUACUUCAGUCAAAAGACUCGAACUUCGAAACUAUAUCAUUCCAACUUUAUCAAGUAAAGAUUUGGAAAAACUGAAUGAUCUGCUGGAGCUUACAAUUUAUCAAUCUGAAAUUCGCUAUAUCGAAAACGGAACUUUUGUCAAUUUAAAGAAGCUCCAGCGCCUAGAAUUAAGUCUAAAUCUCAUAGAAAAACUAAAUGCUUCUAUUUUUGUUGGUCUGAAAGAGCUGCAGUAUUUAGACCUAUCGUCCAACAAGUUAACUAGUACUGAAGAAGCUCUUCAAAACUUAAAACUGGUAGAAAAGUUGAAUCUUAGGACCAACAAACUUACCACAAUCACUUCAAGAAGCUUUAAUGGGCUUCUUGAAGUUCAGUAUCUCAAUUUAGAUUCAAACACUAUAUCUAAUAUUGAAGCAGGAGCUUUUCAACACUUAACAAAUCUUGCCCAUUUGAUCCUUAGUAACAAUCCGUUAACUAGCUUGUCACGAUUGAACUUUUUUGGUUCCAAGCUCCAGUAUAUUGACUUCUCUAACGUGGGUCUCAUGCAUGUACCACCAAGCUUGACAAGGUUCGUACGAGAUCUCAGACUAGCGAAAAAUAAUAUCACACUAAUAGGAGCUGGGGAUUUCGAUAGCUACCCAUACUUGGGUCUUCUUGUUCUUGAUGAUAACAAUAUCACUAAAAUAGAAAAUGAUGCUUUCGGGAGACUGGAAUACCUUAUGCGCUUGUCGCUAAAUGGCAAUAACAUCAAGAAGAUUCCACUUAACUUGCCUUCUAGUCUACGUGCUCUGUACAUUGAGGAAAAUCACAUGAAGAAACUAUUUUCAUACAGUUUUCGUGGACUGAACCUCUUAGAACAGCUCUUUCUCCAGAGGAACGAUAUUAUUGAAUUAGAGAUGUGUGCCUUCUGCGACUUAGUUCAACUGAAAAACCUGGACUUGCAAGCCAACAGGAUCCAGAAUUUGACCAAUGGAGUUUUUGCGAAUUUAACAAACUUAGAGAGUUUAGACCUUUCUCAAAAUAAAUUGAAGAUUUUAGGCUCUCGAUGUUUUGCUGGCUUAACCAAUCUAAAAAUUCUUCAGCUAUCACGUACUUCUACGUCCAUUGAGUUUGAUGAUUCAGUUUUCGACACACUUAAAAGUCUUGAAAUCCUUGAGCUGUAUGACAGUGCUCCAUUUUCAGUCGAAAUUCUCAAUUCCACUCGCGCUUUGCAUGGCCUUCGGAAACUGAAAGAGCUCAACAUCAUGCAUAACAAGCUAGUCUGCUUGCGGUCAGACUUACCAUCGUUUUUCUCAGCCAUAAAAGUAAUUAAAAUGAGUGGAAACAAAUGGCACUGUGAUCGAAGUGUGUUGUGGCUAACCAAGUGGUUACGAACGACAAGUAUUCAGUUUUAUCGUAGUUAUGAUGUCAAAUGCUCUUCGCCAGAUCAACUGGAAUACAAACCUAUUAUGCUCUUAACAGAGAAAGACUUUAUUAUUACUACCACUUCAUCUACCGAUCUGAGAAUAACGACUGAAUACCAAAACAUUAAAACACCAGUUAACACAGUUACAAGAGAUCAAUCUGUGGGAAGACACUAUCCUUAUGAGCAUCUUAUUCCAGUCGGUAUAGGUACAGAUUCAACAAAGAUGAUAACGGAAGAAACUGUCCCUCACCAUGUAGCAUCAACAGUAUUUACUGAUUAUCCUCCAGCAUUUGGAGACGAUAAGCACAAACAAAAAAAUAUAAGUUUUAAUAAGUUGCAAAUAAAUGUAUCAAAACACAAUUUAUCUGCAACCAAAAGUUCAAAUGGAAGUUAUAUGGAGUAUACAUUAAAUAAAAUCGUGCAUUUAAAUGUGACCUCUUCAUACAAAAGUAAAACUCAUCUUGUAAAAGUGUUAAAAACUGAUACAAAUGAAUACAACACUACACAAUCUGCUUAUAAAGGUAUCAUCAUAAAAGAAAAAAGCAGAAAUGUUUGGAUGAUGAAGGGAAAAAAUGAUACUGCUCCAACAACAGCAGGAAAUCAAAAACGUUUUUCAACUCCGAAAGAAUUUUACUUGUCAUCAAUAGCAACAGUUCAUAAUUUAGCACAUCACCAUGAUAAAACUCUCACCAUAUUAUCUUCUAGUUUAACUGGUGGCUGUGUGUUAUUAAUAAUCGUGUUACUUGUCUCCAUUGCAGUGUUCAAAUAUCGCAAAGGAUCAGAUGCUGCAGCCUGUGAUGUGCGUAAAAGCAGCAGUAGCAUUUCUUACUGUCCACAACGGGAUGAGGUGUCAAUUCUGACCCUUUCCGAAGGAGCUGUAGGUCUCAAAACGGACACUCACCAUGGCCUUGGAAACAAACUCUAUUAUUUAAUGGAAAAUGGAAAUAUUAGCAAAGAUCCGACCAAAGACGCAAUACCUGAUCCACAGCUUCAGGAUUUGCUUUCCCAACUAUCUGGGAAAAAUGGAGAAAUUUGUAUUAAUGAACACGUGGUCUUGUGAGAGUUUGGGUUGUUUUUGGAUCGAAGUAUGAUAUAUAUUUUUCGUCGUUAUCCGAGAUCUGCAUAUAGAAAAUAAGGCUUAUAUGACACAGAAAAACUGUUUAACAGUGUUACCAGUUUUUCUUUAAAGUUACUGAUUGAUUUAUCUUACAAAAAAUAAUGCAGGUUAUGAGAUUCUCAUUCAAGGACUUGUAUAGAUAUUUUUAAGUGAUUGGCCAUUUUUCAUAGUUCAUUUCAAUGAAAUGAGCAAAGUCGGUCAUUUUGUUUAACACUAUAACAAUGAGGUAGAAUUCAAACCCUUAGAUUUAAAAGCUCUUACUAACCUAAGGGGCCUUUGUGCAUUUUUUGUCAGGCUUUUUAUCUUAGUAAAACGUCUGUAUUGUCUAGAUGUCAUCAAAACUAAAACUAAGGUAUUUUUAUAUAAAGAGUAUGAAAUAUUAGGCGCUUGAAUAACCAUUUUAUAUUGUGUGGAAAUUAAAUACCCGCUAGACGCUGAAAUAUUUCAAAUAUUACAAUUUUUAACAGCGAGGAUACCAACUGGUGUAUCAAUGCAUUCUAAUCAUUGUAAGUUUUGUUUAAUGACUUCUCAUAUAUCUAGUAUGAAGGCGUUUAAACUAUUUAUAUCAUUUAGAAGGUUAAUUUCUAAUUUUUAUCUGUGUAGGUAGUUUGUUAUGAUCAGAAGUUAAAGAUAAUUCAAACUAAACUUCAGAUAAAGAUUCAAGGCUAUUCCAAUUAUUAGUCAAGAACUGUUAAUUAAAUAGAAACUACGUAUUAUGUAAUUUGUGUGUCUUACGAACAGCAGUAGUCUCAAGUAUAAAACUGAAGAGUGGUAAAUAACUUUAAAUCUAUUUAAUAGUUGUUUUUUUCCCUCUUAUAUGUUUGUGUACCCUCAGUUGACUGCUUUUGUAAAGGUAUUGUCUAGAACGUGUUUGAAAACUCACUCUGCUGUGUAAUUGUAAUGUAUUGUAUAUUGUUAUUUCCUUAGAGCUUGUUACUAUCCAUUCUUUAUAUCAAAUGUUUCAAAGGUUUUUCGAUAAAAAUAAAAAAAAUUCGAAGUUAAACAUCGUAGAGUUUUAAAAACAGCAUGUCUGUAUGUAUCACGUGAAAGGUUUGGUAGUACGAAAAAUUAAUUUUUUUAUAUUAAUUGCACUCACUGUUUCUGAUGUACGUGUGAUGUUUAAACACAUGUUGUUAUUUUCUGAGAACAUCAAUAUAAAACACUAAAAAUGUUCUUGUAUUACUUAAAGGUAAGAUGAUAAUACGUUGCUUGUAUAUAGCAAGAUUAAUAAAGAUACUUUUUUUUUAGUAAUGAGCAAUUUUAACUCUAACUUCCUUCUAAACAUUAGAGAAAAACAAAAUAAAACGAGAAAUGUGAAUCGUGUAGGUUUGGGGAAUUUGAAUUUUAUUUUCACAGCUGAAGAUAGAAAUUCAGAAACAAAACCCAUGUGAAAAAUUACAUGGAUGAAGAAAAAUGGAGAAACGCCCUUCUUUUCACAUUUUUUUAAAGUCCUGACUGCCUACUAUCAUGACACAUGAAGUCUCGCUGUUUUCACAUUACGGACUGAACUUUACCUCCACUUCUCGACAACACGGACUAAACUUUAUCUCCACUUUUU